GUCGCUCUGUCCCAUCCUUGUCUUGAUCAAUUUCGUCCCCAAGAGGAAAAUGAAAAAUUGUACCUACUGUACAUAGACCAACAACUCCGGAUGGGCCUGGGCAUAAUGGGCGCUAAUUAUCACGCUGCCGAACUGCGCUGGGCAGUGGUAGAUUUGCUAACCUCAGGCGGCGCUAGGAACCUUCCGUGCUUCAACCCAUCCCAAUUCCUUUAUUCUUCCCUUCUCACCACUCUCCUCUUACGACGGCCUCAACUACCUACCUACCAUCCAUCCAUCUUCUUUCUCUCUCGGGAAUUUGCUCUCCCAUUCUUCCCCCUUCUUCCUCUUCUUCCUCUUCUCUCCCUCUCUCCCCCUCUAUCACCUCCAAGUUUAACGUGGGUGCAAGGCGAGAAAGAGAAAAAAACAAUAAUAAGCACAAUAAGACAGGUAUUGAAAACAUAGCUUUGGUCAAUACAUAGAGCUGAACACUUACCAAUUCGUUUCGACCCAACCCCCCAUUUCUAUGAGUCAAUGAGGCCUGCAUAACAGGUCGAGUCGGGUCGGUCGCUAAAUUGCCGUAUGGGCCUAUCCCCUUCGUAAGGCAAGACCAUUCAUUGUGUGGAAGCCAUAGAGACCAGCGGUCACGACCCCUACGGCCACGACUGUAGGUAUCAUGCCCAUAUUCCGCGAAGAUUUAGGGCGGAGGGAGUCCGCUGCACAGUCCUCGAACCCGGCUAUGGCGCCAGCACCUGGCCACUGUCGAGAGGAGAACUCCCUAAGGAAGCAACAGCCAGAAGCGAACAUCAAUACCGAAUUACGCGAGGACCGUUUUGCGGAUAGCCCGGGUCCCCUAGCGUCCGAACGCGACCUCUCAACCCCUUGCUCUAAUCGAUCGGAACUGAUUGAGCGGCUGAAAAGAGGCGAGAGCCCGACCUGGAGACCAAGCCGCCAUUCCGAGGCGAUAUGGGAUGAGCAGCCUUCGUCCCCUCCUCAGAGUCCCAAGCGCUCGUCUCCCGCCUCGUCGAUGCUGCUUCCCUCGGCCGCGAUCGCCUCCGAGAAGAAGCGAGGUGGUGACUCGGACGAGGAGGCCAGACGGCGAGACGGCAUGGGCAUCGAGCGCCCGCGGUCCGCUCUGCACAGUGGCGACUUCACCCAAGACGAACAAGUCUUAGGGGAUACCUGCCCUGCACGAGACGGCCAGCGACCGCCAGGCUUAGGCGAUGUCGGCCACUCAUGGUUCGCCACUUCGCCUCCGAGGGAUUUCGCGCCCUUCCGAUUCGAGAAGCAGCGAGACGCGAUAAGAAGACCGGAUGAGGCGCCGGCAAGCCAUGCACUGCUAUCCUCGUCCAUUUCCUCGAGUUUUGUUUAUAAGCCGCCCACCAGUCCCUUGGUCCAGUCAGAAACCAACGAGGACGUUGACCUAGCCUCUCCUAUGGAUGACAUUGACAUUCGCCCGAGUCUUUCUAUUAGCUCGCGACGACACACGGCAAUGCCGUCUAGUCUGGCCUGGUACGGCUUCCCGCACAGCCCGUCGCCAGGUCAGUCGAUGAUGCCUUUCCGUCAAGAGCGAGCAUUUCCUUAUCAAGCACAUCAACCCCGACGCUCUCUCGCCUCCACCCCCAACUUCUCCAGUCCUCCCACAAGCAUGCCUGUGCCGCAAUCCCCGGCGCUACUGCGGUCCAGGCGCCCAUCAUUUGGCUCGGACAUGUCGCCGCUGCAACAUGCAUCCAUGGUAGGGUCGUACGAAGAGAGCAUCUUACGAGGGCGCAUGUCGACCACUCCCUCCAAACCCCUCGAUUUCUUGGCUCAGAUUGGUGUCCUUGGCUUGGGUAAGUGCAAGUCAAGCCUCCGGUGUCCGCCUCAUGUGACGUUGCCUUUUCCUGCCGUAUUCUAUAGUUAUGCUAGCUCCUCCCACGGCCUGUUCAAAGUAGAAGAUGGUCCCAGCCCAUACGUCGGGCAGAUUGAUUUAGAGAACGGCCUUCCGAAUCCGGGAGACGAUGCGAGAUCAAGGCGCAAGGCCCAUUCCCGGGCCGCCGAGGGCGCCGCGACAGGAGACGAUGCGAUAGAAGGCGGCCAUCGUCCUGUGGCGCCGUCAGAGUUCGACCAUCGUAGAGCCCCGAGACCCAAGCGUAGGUCAGGUUCUCCCAAGGCGCCCCCCGGGGGCAGCUACCGUAUCCCAGAAAAGGGGCAGAUACAGAUCAUUAUCAAGAAUCCCAACAAGACAGCCGUCAAGUUAUUUCUGAUCCCGUACGACCUGGCAGGGAUGGAGGCUGGUACGAAGACCUUUAUUCGCCAACGAAGCUACUCGGCUGGCCCGAUCAUCGACAACAUGCCCGAGACGAAUGAUGACGGCAUCGCAGGCCGUCCGAUUCUCAGGUACCUAAUUCACCUACACAUCUGCUGCCCUUCGCGGAGCCGGUAUUAUCUCUAUAAAAGUAUCCGGGUCGUCUUCGCAAAUCGGGUGCCCGACGGGAAGGAGAAGCUCCGCAACGAAAUUACUCUACCCGAGCCGAGGUUCACUAGCUACAGACCGAUCAGAGCGAUGCAUCCUCCCAUUUUGAGCGGCACUGGCCCCGGCGCGAAUCUAGCUGCCGAGAAGGCAUUUAGACGACGCAGUUCUGGUCUUUAUAUUGGCGCCGCGGGCCACGUCUUCGAUGCGGCGGGCGCAUUCUCCUCGAGCACUGGGCUCCAGCAGUCUUUUCCCCCUAACCUCUCCAGGGACAACGUGCCAACCGAGCCUCUCCCGCCCGGGGCAUCGAACGGCAGGACGAGGGAUGUCACGGGGAGACGCGGCUAUCCAGGCCCUGCUAACAUUCACUCCCCAGAUUCCUCGCAGACUAGCCGGCCGACCACGCGGAACUCGAGCGGCGUGCUGAGCUGGGACGGCGCAGACGGCCAGAUCGACAGGUACGACAAGCUGAGCCGAGGCGACGUGGGGUAUGGGGGCAACGCGUUCGCCAAUCUGAUUAACGGAAAUACCGGCGUGGCGGAGAGUCUCCUCUCGCAGCGGUUGCGAUCGCUGGGUGUCCAGGGCCAAGCGAACCGGGAGUCUGGGGCAACGCAGGACUAGCUGGAUCUCUAGUCUUCCCCUCCCAUUUCCCCUGGCUGUGCCGCGUUACGGACUUGGGGGGCUUAGUUCUGGGUUGUGGUCGUCGAGCGGGCGCGAUUCUUUUAGCUGCAGGACAAACGGCGUCGGCGUGGUUUACCAUCAUCAGCAGCAGCUAGCGAUCCUCCUUGGCGCCCUCGUCCCGGGUAUCGUGGGGCAAGACCUCUCCUCGUCUACUACUUGUUGUAUAAUCAAGACGCAGCCAGCCACUAGCUCUGCCUGCCCUGACACCUGCUCUAAACGCGCGCACGUAUUGACCACCUACCUUAUGUGAGCACCACUGCGCUAGGCUAGGCUCCGCGGCAACCUCGGGGUUGCUUACGCGCACUUGCGAUGAAGGCCCAGGUCGGCAGGCCGAUAUUUAUUUACCUCCCUAUGGAGAAGAAGCAAAGUCGAGGAAAAUUGUUGUUGCGGGUAUACACCUGUAGAUAAUGUAUGAGAAUAUAUAUUCUGUCGACCACAGGGACGAAAGAAGAACAGAACCCGCAAGUCGAACAUACAAGCACGUGUAUAAAUACGUAUUAUGUAAAUACGACUACACACAAUACACACACGUGCUGCCGUACGUACAUCUCCGCAGCGCGCAACAGCACGAACGAGCAGGCGACCAAGCCAACGUGGAGAGGUAUCGUCAGCCGUUCGUUCCUACUAUAUUCUCUCGACUCCGCCCCACUCCGUCUUCCC
Molecule: messenger RNA, 3769 nt
Organism: Durotheca rogersii
Lineage: Eukaryota; Fungi; Ascomycota; Sordariomycetes; Xylariales; Xylariaceae
Exons: 2
Coding region: 653-3049 (798 amino acids)
Source: RefSeq, a predicted model, not a curated record